This is a messenger RNA of Hirsutella rhossiliensis, 576 nucleotides long. Its product is annotated as polyprotein. Bases 1 to 576 code for a protein of 191 amino acids. The record is from RefSeq and is a predicted model, not a curated record. The transcript is spliced from 2 exons. NCBI's taxonomy places the organism in Eukaryota, Fungi, Ascomycota, Sordariomycetes, Hypocreales, Ophiocordycipitaceae.
AUGGAAACCUCUUCGUUUGACCCGUGCCUUCUGAUCACGGCAAACAACAUCGCCGACAAGGACCUGUUUGGCAUCGCGGCCUUGCAAACGGAUGACACAUUCAUUGUUGGCACAGAUGCAUUUCUCAAGAUCGAGGAGAAAGAACUCUGCUUUAAGGCCAAGCCAAAGAGAUUCUCCAAGAAGAAGGGCCAAGCCCAAAACCUCGAGGAGAUCAAUCUUCAGGCAUCAAGUAGGCAUCAGGAUUAUGCUGCUCAACGCGCCCGGGGGGCAUAUAUCGCUUCGAUUUGCCAACCCGAAGCAACAUACGAUUGUUCCGUUGCGGCACAAGCCCAAGAGCCCGUUAAUACCGACUUCAAGGCUUUGAACAAGCGGAUUGAAUGGCAGAUCAACAAUCCCGACCGUGGCCUAUGUUACAUACCCAUCGAUCUCGAGAGCGCGAAGAUCUUUGUGUUCACCGAUGGAUCAUUCGCCAACAAUAAGGAUUUAAGCUCUCAAAUCGGCUUUGUGAUUAUCAUCGCCAAUGAGACCGCGCAAUCAACCGAUUCAUUUUCCAUCCGCGGAAACAUUCUUCAUUGA